AUGGGCCCGAGCAAUCGCAGCUCCUGGCACGGUUUCAUUCUACGCGGCUUCUCUGAACAUCCCAAGCUGGAGGUGACCCUGUCAGGAGUUGUAGCCAUCUUCUACCUAAUCACGCUGGUGGGUAACACGGCCAUCAUUCUGGCCUCUCUCCUGGACUCCCGUCUCCACACACCCAUGUACUUCUUCCUCAGGAAUCUGUCUUUCCUAGAUCUGUGUUUCACGACCAGCAUCGUCCCUCAGAUGCUGGUGAACCUGUGGGGACCCGACAAGACCAUCAGCUACGAGGGCUGUGUCGUCCAGCUCUAUGUGUACAUGUGGCUGGGCUCCGUCGAGUGCCUCCUCCUGGCCGUCAUGUCCUACGACCGGUUCACGGCGAUCUGCAAACCCCUGCAUUACUCGGUGACCAUGCGCCCACCCAUCUGCCUUGGGAUGGUGGCUGUGGUCUGGGGUGGGAGUCUGGCCAACGCUGUCGUGCUGUGUACACUGACCCUCCGUCUGCCCCGAUGUGGGAACAACCUGCUGGAUCACUUCUUGUGUGAGUUGCCAGGGCCACGUCAUUUUAGAACCAGGUGUAUUCCAAACCACAAAAUCUAUAGUGAGAAAAUUUAG
This is a messenger RNA of Tupaia belangeri chinensis (Chinese tree shrew), 609 nucleotides long. RefSeq names its product olfactory receptor 2W1-like. Gene Ontology annotation, molecular function: G protein-coupled receptor activity. Bases 1 to 609 code for a protein of 202 amino acids. The record is from RefSeq and is a predicted model, not a curated record. The transcript has a single exon. Gene Ontology annotation, cellular component: membrane. Lineage: Eukaryota; Metazoa; Chordata; Mammalia; Scandentia; Tupaiidae. Gene Ontology annotation, biological process: G protein-coupled receptor signaling pathway.